Molecule: messenger RNA, 1369 nt
Organism: Mollisia scopiformis
Lineage: Eukaryota; Fungi; Ascomycota; Leotiomycetes; Helotiales; Mollisiaceae
Product: Aldo/keto reductase
Exons: 4
Coding region: 229-1224 (331 amino acids)
Cellular component (GO): cytosol
Source: RefSeq, a predicted model, not a curated record
CUGAUUGAAUUGCGUUUGCUCACCUGGUGAAUACGACGAGGGUCAGGAGGGAUGUUCAUUCUGACAGGAUUUUCAGAGCCUGGGAUUCAUAGCUGGACAUGAAAUGUGGAGUUUCCUGCGUCGAGCUCAUGACAUAAGUACCUACAUUCCUCACCUCACUUAUCCUUCAAACAAAACAUCUUGUUCAUCUAUUAUUCCCCAUAUCCCUCACCCUGAAGGAAUCCAAAAAUGACAACCUCAUCACCCUACCUCAUCUUCGGCGUCGGCUACUGGAACAACGAGCCCUCCUCCCUCCAAAAACAGCAAGAACUUCUAUCCAUAUGUCGAAAAUACGGAAUCAAAGCAUUCGACACUGCUCGUCACUACGGUCAUGGAGAAUCUGAAAAGUUCCUCGGUAACGAAGGCCUCGCUUCUUCUGGCGAGUUUGAGAUAAUCACCAAAGCAGCAAUGGGGUUGACACCUGAGGGUGCGACGAAAGAGGGAAUUAUAAAGGGGUGGGUGGAGAGCAGCGAGGCGUUGAAGACUGAGAAGGUAGCAACCUACCUCCUCCACGUCCCCAACCCCUCAACCCCCAUCUCUUCCACAAUGGACGGAAUCCAAGCCCUCUACCUGGCUGGGCAUUUCGACGAGUUCGGCAUCUCAAACUUCACCCCCGCCCAAGUCCUCGAACUCCACACCUACGCUACCUCUCACUCUUACAUCCUCCCCACCGUCUACCAAUCAAUCUACAGCCUCUGCUCGCGCCUCAACGAAGUCCACCUCUUUCCUCUCCUCCGCCGUCUCAACAUAAAAAUCCAAGCCUACUCCUGUCUCGGCUCCGGUUUCCUGGUCAAAACACCCGCUCAAAUCCGCUCUAAUUCCGGGGCGUUUGAUCCUUCCACCGUCUUGGGGAAGAUUCUGCACGAGAUAUAUGGCAAGCCGAAUUUUUUGCAGUUUUUGGAGGAGUAUAGAGCGUUGUGCGAGGAGAUGGGGGAGCGGCCCGCGGGGGUGGCGUAUCGGUGGGUGGUGUGGAAUAGUGGGUUGGACGUUGAGAGGGGGGAUCAGGUUGUGGUUGGGGCCAGCGGGGCGAGGCAGUUGGAGGAGACGAUUUUGGAGAUUCGGAAGGGGAAGUUGGAGGGGUGGGUUUGUGAGCGGUUGGAUGCGAUGUGGAAGAAAGUUGAGGCGGAGGCGCCGGGGGAUAAUUUCACGACUUUCAAGAAGCUUAUGGACGCUGGGUUGUUGUAGAUAUGUGGUAUGAGAGCGAAAUUCGUUGAGGAAAUAGGAAUAUCAAAUUGUCUGAGGUUGACUAGAUUACUGAGUAUUGAUCAAUAUCCGACUUCAGGCUGCUACUGAAAGUGAAUGUCCCACUUGGUUCUGUUACUUUUAGGAG